AUGGCUGAUCCGCGUGCCUUGCUCCAAAAGGCGGAGAAGACGGCGGCCAGUGCUGGCAGUGGUUUUGGCUUUUUCGGCGGACGCGAACAGAAGUACUUCGACGCAGCCGAUCUUUACACACAGGCGGCCAAUGCGUUUCGGUUGCAGAAGAGUAAUAAGGAAGCGGGCAAGGCGUUUGAACUGGCUGCUGCCAUCCAGAAGAACAACUUGAAGGAGCCCGAUGACGCUGCCAACACGAUGAACGAGGCGUUCAAGGUGUACCGCAAGGAGAGCCCGGAAGAUGCGGCACGGUGCCUGGACGAGGCUAUUCAGCACUACUGCGCCCGUGGUAACUUCCGGCGAGCAGCAAAGCAGAAGGAGGAUUUGGGCGAGAUUUACGAGCUGGAGCUGGGGGACCCCAAGAGAGCUCUGGAGAGCUACGAAAACGCGGCAUCCUGGUACGAGGGUGACAAUGCCCAAUCACUGGCCAACAAAAACUGGCUCAAGGUUGCCGACCUCGCCGCCCUAGAGGGUGAUUACUACAAAGCGAUCGAGCAAUUUGAAAAGGUGGCACAACAGUCCAUUUCCAGCAACCUUAUGCGCUAUUCGGUUAAGGACUAUUUCCUUAAGGCUGGUCUCUGCCAUCUGGCGACCGGGGACUUGAUCAGCGCACAGCGUGCCCUCGAAAAAGUCCGCGAGCAGGACCCGAGCUUCGCCAUGCAGAGAGAGAACCAACUGCUGGUUGACCUCGUGGAGGCUAUCGAGGCGGGUGACGCCGACAAGUUUGCUGAGAAGUUGUUUCAGUACGACCACAUCAGCAAGCUGGACCGGUGGAAGACCACGAUUCUCCUGCAGAUUAAGUCCAAGAUCGAGGAGGCCGAUAACGAGUUUGCAUAA
Messenger RNA from Grosmannia clavigera kw1407, 876 nucleotides. Its product is annotated as vesicular-fusion protein sec17. The coding region runs from base 1 to 876 and encodes 291 amino acids. The record is from RefSeq and is a predicted model, not a curated record. The transcript is spliced from 4 exons. Gene Ontology annotation, cellular component: SNARE complex; vacuolar membrane. Gene Ontology annotation, molecular function: soluble NSF attachment protein activity; syntaxin binding. Lineage: Eukaryota; Fungi; Ascomycota; Sordariomycetes; Ophiostomatales; Ophiostomataceae. Gene Ontology annotation, biological process: SNARE complex disassembly; intracellular protein transport.